AUGGCCGGCCACCACCCGCGUCAAACAACAUGGGUGCCGCUGGCUCCGAAUGGGAAUAUUAACCCGAGACCUGUCGAGGAAGCAUCUAAACGAAAGCAGCCCAAGAGUCGCAACGGCUGCAUCUCCUGCAAGGCCCGAAGGAGGAAAUGCGACGAGACAAAACCUUUUUGCGAACAAUGCACUCGACGAGGACUGACAUGUGGCGGGUAUCCCAAGUUUCUGAAAUGGAGGGAAUUUGGAAGGAAACUCGCCAAAGAUCAGCCCAGGUCACUUACUGCAUAUUCGAAAAUCAACGUUCAAUCGCCAACGAAGAAGCAGGCUCAACAGACCAGUAGCCCGCAGGAAGAUGAUGCUUCGACAAAGUCGCAAGGAACAGCCUCGACUUCUUUUACGGGCCACCCUUCAGCGUCAGCACCAACAUCGACAUCUUCUCUUUCAAAAUAUCUCGGAUCGACAGCACUGUCUUAUGGCCCUUCUCAACCAGGCGACGUCGAUCUAGAGGUUUUGAACGCGAACGAUAUCGAUGGGCAUGGUACUUCGGGAACUCAGCAAUCAAAUAUUGACGACGCCUUCUUUCCCACCUCUCGAUUGUCCGAUGAGUCCACAUCACACUCAGAGAACCUCGAAUUCGCCCCAGAUGUUUCGGUGUGGGACUUUUUCAGCCACGAAUCACUGUUUGAUUCUUUCAUGGAUGAUGAUAUCACUGACACGACCUCCCAAAUUCCGGAACUGGAUCGAGCUCUCGAUACCACUUUCGAUUCACUCGUGCACUACCCUGAAGUUCCUAUCAGCACGAUACAAUCUGAAGUCACGUUUCUCGAGGAUGACACCCCUGAGUCCACCGAGGCUUCCGCAGAAACCAUCAAACAUAUCUUCGAACAACAGACGUGCGAGAUGCUUUCCAUCAGGGAAGACCAGAGCAGGAAUCCGUGGAGGACGCUGAUCUGGCCGCUGGCGUCUGAUUAUCCCGCGCUCCAGUAUGCACUUGCCGCCAUGACUUGCCUGCACAUGUGCAAAUCUCAGCCUCAGCAUCGACUGCCAGGACUUCGACACUUUCAAGCAAGCAUCCGAGCACUCGCCAAGGACGUCUCCUGUCUCAGCGCACCGUUGAUGGCUACGAUUGCUACAAGACUCGCUCUUGGCUUUGCCGCCGGCUGGGACUACGAGAACUCGUCGACAGGCAUUGACCAUAUCAACGAGGCUAAAGCCCUCAUCAGAAAGGCCGCCGCUGAUCAUCGAAAAGAGCCUCUGUCCGGCGGCGACUUGAGUCGGCUGAGCUUCCUUGCAAACACGUGUUUGUAUAUGGACGUGAUUGCACGACUGACGUGCGAGAUUUCAAAGACGACCAACGACAUCGACUUCAUGAUUGCCUGUAGGUCUCUCAGCAGCCACAUUCCAUCCAGACAGCAGAUCGACCCACUUAUGGGCUGUGCCAUCACCUUGUUCCCCAUGAUCGGCCGGCUAGACGAGCUCGUGGGCAAAGUUCGCAAGAGGUGUGCAAACAGAAACUCGCCGGCCAUAAUCUCACAGGCGGUCGAGCUACGAACGGACAUCGAGCAGUGGACUCCGUCGAUAGAACUAGAAGGUAGUGGUGCUUCAGAGUUGACUCACCCCAUCCUCUCGGAUGCGAUCCAGACCGCCGAAGCGUAUCGGUGGGCUGCGCUUUUGUUGCUGAGACAGGCUGUUCCCGAGCUACCGUGGAGACACUCGUGUUGGGAACUGGCGUCGAAAACGCUCAUCUUCAUCGCCACCGUCCCUCUAAGGUCUCCGACGACGAUCGUGCAGCACUUCCCGCUCAUCGCGGCCGGGUGUGAAGCCACCGACGAAGACGACAGGGACUGGGUCCGCGAACGGUGGGAAUUGAUGAGUAAGAAGAUGAUCACGGGGAUAGUGGAUCGGUGUAAAGAUAUCACCAUGGAGGUGUGGAGACGCAGAGACGACUUUGAAGAGCUCAAUGAUUUCGUGACGCGGAAGACGACGACGACAGGUCGAAGAUCAUCAUCGUCCACGACACCACCGCCGCCGCUGCCAGCUUCGGGUGUGAAUGUGUCGGUGGUCGACUUUGACACAUCAUCAUCAUCAGCAGCAGCAGAACAGCAGGUUCAACGGCCGAACGAGACCGAUCUUCAGCACCAGAGACCCGGCGCACAAUCACCCGCCGCAGCAUCCGAUUUCCCAGACACCGCAGCCUUUAAAAAGGGAGUGGAUCCCGUCACGAGGGCCGGGUUCAUGAACUAUACUGUGAAAGGGGAUUUACAUUGGUUGGGAGUGAUGAAAGACUGGAAUCUGGAAGGUAAAUGA
Messenger RNA from Exophiala spinifera, 2301 nucleotides. RefSeq lists its product as uncharacterized. Lineage: Eukaryota; Fungi; Ascomycota; Eurotiomycetes; Chaetothyriales; Herpotrichiellaceae. Gene Ontology annotation, molecular function: zinc ion binding; transcription cis-regulatory region binding; DNA-binding transcription factor activity, RNA polymerase II-specific. The record is from RefSeq and is a predicted model, not a curated record. Gene Ontology annotation, cellular component: nucleus. The transcript has a single exon. The coding region runs from base 1 to 2301 and encodes 766 amino acids. Gene Ontology annotation, biological process: positive regulation of transcription by RNA polymerase II.